This is a messenger RNA of Solanum lycopersicum (tomato), 5947 nucleotides long. RefSeq lists its product as uncharacterized. Gene Ontology annotation, cellular component: piccolo histone acetyltransferase complex; NuA4 histone acetyltransferase complex. The record is from RefSeq and is a predicted model, not a curated record. Gene Ontology annotation, biological process: regulation of transcription by RNA polymerase II. NCBI's taxonomy places the organism in Eukaryota, Viridiplantae, Streptophyta, Magnoliopsida, Solanales, Solanaceae.
GGUUAAAAAAAAAAAAUUGGUACUUAUUAUUUUAGAAAAAUUUAUUAUUUUAAAAAGAUAAAAAUCAGUUAGGGUUUCAAAUCGGACCAAAUCAACAAUCCCUCAAUUUCUCUGAUCGGAGCCCUAGAAUUCAUCCUCUUGCAUGUGAUGGAUCUUCGUCAUUUUCGAUAAUUCCGAGGUAAAGAUCUGGAAGCAUGUGUUUGUGUGUGAAAAUGAUGUGUGAUGGGAUAUGAAAUUUGGGGAAGUGGUUGUUUUAUUGGGAUUAAGUGAUUACUGUAGAUGGAAAGUGGUGUAGAAGAGAAAUCUGGUGGUAGUUCUAUAGAGAAUUCGAAGAAACAAAGGUCUUUGGAUUUACAGACACUAUAUAAGUCUGGGGAUUUGAAGAAGGGGAAGGUUUCUGUUGGAGAGAGUGAUGUUGAUGCUAGGCAGAAGAAGAAAAAAAAGAAGAGGAAGAGUAUAAAAGAGGUGUCAUUGGACAAGCUUGAGCCAUCUGGUAAAAAGAGUAGGAGUAGUAAGGAUGAGGAUCAUGUGAAUGGGGAUAGUGUGGGACCAGCUGAAUCGCUGUUAUCAUCAUCAAAGUUGGAGAAAGGAUUGGAUUACAGCAAUCGGCUGAGUGGAUUUUCUCUUAAGUUACAUAUUAAUGGUAAUGCUAUUCCAAGGCGACCACGUGGUUUUGUGGGGAGAAGUAAGUUUAAAAAUGGUCGAGCUUCGCAGUUAUCGAGGGUUCAGACUUCUGUCAUUGGAAAUGUGAAGAUAGAAGGUGAACUUGACAAAACUGAGGGUGAUCAGCUUCCAAAAAAGUGUGCUUUGUCUGGCGGAGAAGCUAAAAGUGAUGAACGGACUUCUAAAUUACCUAGUCAUUCAGCUGGCAAUGGUGUUACUGUCAAGGAAAAGAGAAAGAGAAGUGUUGACGAUUCCCGAGUAAAGAAAAAAGAUAAGGUAAGUUCAAGUCGGCAUGCUAAAGAAGAUGGUCAUGUAGCUGUAAAUAAUGGUGAAACAUCUUCUGGAAAGCACCUGAGUACUCGUAACAAGAGAAAGGAUUCGUCAUCUAGGAGUAGAAAAUCUGUAAAGAAUGAUGUAUCAUCUGGAGAUAAUUUAGGAAGCUUUCGUCAAGGUUCUCUGAUUGAUGAUGAUGAGGUGAACCUUGAGCAGAAUGCGUGCAUGAUGCUGUCGUCGAGAUUUGACCCUAGUUGUACAGGGUUUUCUUCAAAAAACAGAUCUUCAGCAUCGCAAUCUGCUGAACGUUUAACUCCUUUACUCACUUCUGGUCAGGAUUUUGUUAGUCGGGAGGGGAAUUCCUUGACUGGAUCCGAAUAUUUAUCUGUUGAUACUGCUAGCAGAGUUCUACGACCAAGACAGAAGCUCAAAGAAAGGGGUAUUUCUAGGAAACGGCGUCAUUUCUAUGAAGUUCUUCCUAGGGACUUGGAUGCUUACUGGCUAUUGAACCGAAGGAUUAAAGUCUUCUGGCCAUUGGAUGAGAGUUGGUAUUAUGGUCUUUUGAAUGAUUACGAUCCAGAGAGGAAACUCCAUCAUGUUAAAUAUGAUGAUCGAGAUGAGGAAUGGAUAAACCUAGAAAGUGAGAGGUUUAAACUUUUGCUUUUCCCUGGGGAGGUACCGGGAAAAAGGAGAGUCAGAAAAUCUGCAAAUGCUACAGAAAGCAUUGACGAAAGAAAACUUGACUUGGUGGUAGAUGGUGACAGCCACCAAGGUAACUGUCCGGACUCUGAGCCCAUUAUAUCUUGGUUGGCUCGAUCAUCUCGUCGAGUAAAGUCUUCUCCUUCCAGGCCAUUGAAGAAACAGAAAACAUUACAGUUAUCUACACCUGUUGUGUCAUCACCGCUGCAUGUCAAAACUGACGGCACAAGCUGGAAUUUAGGUUCCUCGAACAGCUGUAUAGGCAGGACAGAUAAUGAUGUUCUAUUGCCAGAGAAACUGAUUGAUCAUAGCAUGGCUGAGAAUUCUUUUGUCGAAAGUCAUAGUAGCCCCAAUGAUGGAAAACCUGUUGUUUAUGUUCGAAAACGUUUCCGUAAGAUGGAUGGGCUUCCUGUGUAUGAAGCUGACAAAGCUUAUGUAGCUAAUAUACCUACUGUUUCUGUUGCACCAGUUGUGGAUGAAUUACGGAACUACAAAUCCAGUGUUAUGUGCAUCCCUGGCUCUCAGAGCGAGAAGUUCCCAUCUGCAAUUGAUGAUGAAGGGGUGCUAAGGUUACACAGGCCAUUGCUAGAAGCUAAGCAAUUCAGGGUGGAAAUAUGCCUACCCGUUUUGCCUUUGUUGCUGCUUGAAGCAGAACAGAAUUGGUUAUCUCGCUCUGUUUUGCUACUGCAGCAUGGUGCCAUUAUGAUAAGGUGGCCAACAUUUUUUUUAGAGAUGCUUUUUGUUGAUAAUGUAGUCGGACUCAGGUUUCUUUUAUUUGAGUGUUGCCUCAACCAUGCCGUGGCCUUUAUUUUCUUUGUCCUAACAUUAUUCAAUCAAGCUGAUGAAGAGUGGAGGUAUGAAAGUCUUCAGUUACCUGUAACUUCAGUAAGGUUUAGGCUGUCUUCUAUUCAGGAUUCUAGGAAGCAGCAAUCUUUUGCAUUUUCCUGUUUCUCCAAACUCAAAAAUUCAAAAUGGUUAUACCUGGACUCCAAGCUUCAGAAACGUAGUUUGCAUGCUAGGCAGCUGCCUCUGUCUGAGUGCUCAUAUGAGAAUAUCAAGUCCCUCAAUUGCAGGAGUGACCAAUUGCAGUUCAACGCUCAUGCAGACCCUUCCUCAUUUAAGAAGAAGUUUGUGCCAGGUUAUCUCCCCAAAGGCACCUCGACAGAGUGUUGCAGUGCAAGGUUUACUAGUUCUACUCUUAGUUCUGCAACUAAGCUUGGAAGAGUUCCUCCUUUUGCUCUUUCAUUUGCUGCUGCACCCACUUUCUUCAUAUGUCUACAUCUUAGGUUACUCAUGGAACAACACAACUUUGCUUGUGUUAGCCUUCAGGAGAGUUCUAUAAAUGCUUGCCAGCCAGUUAAAAGUGAUGGCAGCCGGGUGAAGUGCUCUGAGAUCGCUGGCUCUGAGAUUGCUGGCUCUGAGGAUAUUUCAGAAACUUCAUUUACUGGAGCUAGUUCUGCUGGAGGGUCAUCAUUUGCUGAACGGCAGCUGGGAAGUUUGGCAUGUAAACAACAGCUGGGGAGUAUGCGCGUUCCAUUGAAGUCAUCUCAAAAUUGUCAAUUAGAUGUUUCCGGGAGCUCUUUCACCGCCAAACUUUCUGAAUUGGACACGUCUGAUGUGACUGUUGUGUCAAACAAUUUGGAAUCUGAUGAUCAAGUAUUGGACCAGUUUGUUGGAUCUCCAGGGAGAAGACAUUCUAAGAAUUUAUCUCACCGCUUGUCUAAUGCUCGGCGCCAUUCUGGUUUGGUGGGGAUGAGUGUUGUAAUUCCAUCAUCUGACCAAGUUGAGGGACUAUCUGAUGGAAAAGAAAUUAUCGUGGGAGAGGAGUCUCAUUUGAGUCUGAAUACAGGCAAUGACCUGAUUUCCAGCCCAAACCAUACCGUUACAAGUGAUGUGGUACGGAGCUCUAAUAUUACUGGAACGGGUGAUCGCAUGGUCCAGAGUCCCAACCCUUCAGGCCCAGGAGGUUUGCCACAUCGUAACAGAAACAACUCUAGUUCUUCUCCUUUUGGAAAGAUUUCACCUGUAUGGGUUGAUGGCAAGGCCAACUUUACAGGGGGUGGAUUUGGCAAUGGCCCAAAGAGACCUCGAACGCAGGUGCAGUACACACUGUCAUAUGGAGGUUAUGACUUCAGUUCAAUGCACAAAAAUCACAGCCCACGAACUCUUCCUUAUAAAAGAAUUAGAAGAGCUAGUGAGAAGAAGAACGCAGAUAGUUGUGGUGGUUCACAGAGAAAUAUUGAGUUACUAGCUUGCAAUGCAAAUGUGUUGGUUACUCUUGGGGGGGUCAAAGGGUGGAGAGAAUUUGGUGCACGUAUAGUCCUGGAAAUUGCUGGUCACAAUGAAUGGAAAAUUGCUGUCAAAUUUUCUGGGGCUACCAAGUAUUCAUAUAAAGUUCAUAAUGUUUUGCAGCCUGGCUCUACCAAUCGCUUUACGCAUGCCAUGAUGUGGAAAGGGGGGAAGGAUUGGGUCCUGGAGUUCCCUGACAGAAGCCAGUGGAUGUUGUUCAAGGAGUUGCAUGAAGAGUGUUAUAACAGGAAUAUACGUGCUGCCUCAGUUAAAAACAUCCCUAUUCCCGGUGUUCGUUUGAUAGAAGAAAUCGAAGAUUAUGCAUCCGAAGUCUCCUUCAUUCGCUCUUCACCGAAGUACUAUCGACAGACAGAAAGUGAUGUUGAAAUGGCCAUGGAUCCGUCACGUAUAUUGUAUGACAUGGAUAGUGAGGAUGAGCAGUGGUUAUCCAAGAAUAACUUUUCUUGCUUUGGUGAGAGUAAACAUGAAGAGAUAUCUGAUGAAUUCUUUGAGAAGGCCAUGGACAUGUUUGAGAAAGUUGCAUAUGCGCGACAUUGUGAUCACUUUGCGCCUGAUGAGCUGGAAGAGCUGACGGUUGGUGUAGGGCCAAUGGAAGUAGUUAAAUCCAUUCAUGAGCAUUGGCAGAAUAAGCGGCAGAAGAAUGGCAUGGCUUUAGUACGCCAUCUCCAGCCACCCCUUUGGGAGAGGUAUCAGCAGCAACUGAAGGAAUGGGAACAAGCAAUGUCAAAUGCGAGUUUUGGCUUUGCUAGCGGAUGCCAGGAUAAAGCAGCUUCCAUGGAGAAACCACCUAUGUCUGCAUUUUGUUUGAAGCCUCGAGGUCUGGAGGUUCCAAACAAGGGCUCAAAACAACGAUCACAGAGAAAAAUCUCAGUUUCAGGACACAAUCAUGUUGUCUCAAGAGAUCAAGACGGUCUUCAUCCCUUUGGGAGAAGAUCAAAUGGAUAUUCACAUGGAGAUGAGAUGUUCAUGUAUCCAAACCAUGAAUAUUCAGAUGGUUCUCCUAUGCUUCAUGCAUCACCCCGAGUUUUUUCACCACGAGAAGCUUCUGGGUUUGGAUAUUUUUCCUUGAACUCAGAUGUGUCUGAUUGGAAUCAACCCAAAUUUUAUAGGAACAAACCAAAGAAGAUUGGGUCGUUUCACUCUCACAGUAAUCAGCAUAUGGUGGCUUCCAAUGAUCAGAGAACUAUUGUGAAGCGAAAUGGGGUUCAUAGGUGGAAUAUGAGCUUACCUGGGAGGUCUAAUAAGAAGCAUUACCGUCAUGAAGGAUCUCGUGGGUCAGCCAUUGAGCAAUUUGACAGUUCAGAUCUUCAUGAGUUCAGGUUGCGUGACGCCUCCGGAGCAGCACAGCAUGCUCUUAACGUGGCAAAGCUGAAGAGGGAGAAGGCCCAAAGGUUACUCUAUAGAGCUGAUCUAGCCAUCCAUAAAGCUGUUGUCGCUCUCAUGACUGCUGAGGCAAUCAAAGCUGCUGCUCUGAGCGCAAAUGGUGAUGGUUAGGUUGUGACUUGUGUCUGAGUAUGGUGAUUACCACCAAAUCAAGUUCCUGAUCCCUACGAAUCAAAGCUUUGGGAGGUACUGAUUGUGCUCGUAUAGGAUCCAUUAUUGUUGAUAGCAUUUAGUAGGGUUUUCAAAAUAGGUUGCUGGAAAAUUCUUGUAGCAGAGUCUUUACUUUUUGCCUAGGUCAUGAUUUUAUGUACUUCAAUUAUACAUAGUCUCAUAGUCUUCAGGCAAUUUCAGUACAUAGCUUUUUAGCCUUUCGUUGCUCGCUAGUGUUCCGGGGGAAGCAGGUUUUCCAGUUCAUUGUAACUGAAGGGCUCUUGCCUGUGAAGGGGGUGCAUGAAAUUUUGCUAUGCUCAUCGAUCAUUGUACAGAUUUUUAUCCAUGUUUACCCCCCCUUCUUUUAGCUCUCUAUUGACCUACCUACUUACCCUUAGCAUAGUGCAAUUGCCCAGAAAUAAUGUAAUACAUCUCUUGAAAAGUAAAUUACAUAUUUUUGUUUGGGCUA